Messenger RNA from Parnassius mnemosyne (clouded apollo), 636 nucleotides. Lineage: Eukaryota; Metazoa; Arthropoda; Insecta; Lepidoptera; Papilionidae. The record is from the annotation of a GenBank genome assembly.
AUGAAGUUACUGGUCCUCUUCUGUUUAUUCGUUGGAGCGCUCGGUGAACCGCCACGUCGCAGACCAGCUGGCAACUUGAGACAACUCCCAGGCUUCAAACCUGCUAACUUCAGGUUUCAGCGGUUUGAAAUAGCUCCAACAACGACGGACUCACCAGCGGAAUCCACUACUAAUUCUGGAGGCCCGUAUCCACCAUCUGGAUGGAAAUCCUCCGGAGAACCGUUUACAUUGCCCAACGAGAAGGCCCCGGUGGAUACCUACGGUGCUCCAUUAGUAAGUGGGCCUUACCCGCCUUCAGGUUGGAAGCCGGCUGGACAACCAUUCUUACUACCGCAAGAACAAUCACCUCCAGCAUCGAGCUACGGAGUACCAGAGAACGUUUAUGGUGCACCUGAUAGCUCGUACGGAGUACCGACAACAGACGCGCCUGUUACUGACACAACUGAGAAAUUAGAAGUAGAGAAGCUGGAGGGCCCCGUCGAAGUGCAGAAAAGUGUCGGUACGUACUACGUCCUCCUCCCUAACGGACAAUUGCAGAAAGUGGAGUUUCUGACAGAGAACGACAUUCAGAAUAUGAAAUAUACGGCUAAACUGCAAUUAAGAGAUCGAGCUCCUCUGUAUGUGUAUGGACGAUGA